This is a messenger RNA of Lindgomyces ingoldianus, 840 nucleotides long. RefSeq names its product PTPLA-domain-containing protein. Gene Ontology annotation, cellular component: endoplasmic reticulum membrane. Gene Ontology annotation, biological process: sphingolipid biosynthetic process; very long-chain fatty acid biosynthetic process; fatty acid elongation. NCBI's taxonomy places the organism in Eukaryota, Fungi, Ascomycota, Dothideomycetes, Pleosporales, Lindgomycetaceae. The record is from RefSeq and is a predicted model, not a curated record. Bases 53 to 703 code for a protein of 216 amino acids. Gene Ontology annotation, molecular function: 3-hydroxyacyl-CoA dehydratase activity. The transcript has 3 exons.
UCUGACUCCUUGCUCUGCAGAGUAAUAUCGAUAGCUUCCGCACACUUCUGAAAUGUCGUCCAAAUCUCAGCCAAAGCCAAAAGCGUCGUCACUCAAGACUGCCUACCUUCUCGCGUAUAACGCGCUAUCGACGGUCCUUUGGUUCCUUGUGCUGAGACGAGUUGUUUCAAUCGCAUCAACCAAUGGCCUGAGAAAUGGACAAGUCUACCAUCACACAGAGAGCUUCUGCCGGCUCACACAGACGGCAGCGGUCCUGGAAGUUGUUCAUUCGCUGUUCGGAAUCGUACGCGCCCCACUCCUGACAACCCUGAUGCAGGUUGCAAGCCGCCUCCUGCUUGUCUGGGGCAUUGGCUACAAUUUCCCCCAGACGACUAAGUUUUCGCCGGCGUAUAGCAGCAUGCUGGUCGCUUGGAGCGUGACCGAGGUCGUGCGGUAUUCAUAUUUCGUCUUUGUCCUGGGUGGCACAGGCGUACCUUGGUUAUGGACGUGGUUGAGGUACAACACUUUCUUGGUCCUCUACCCCCUCGGUGUUGCUAGCGAGACGUGGUUGGUCUAUAACGCCAUUGGGCCGGCUUCAAGAAUUAAUGAGACAUAUGGGUAUGUAUUGUAUGGUAUUCUGGCAACAUAUGUGCCAGGAUUCUACAUGCUCUUCACGCACAUGCUGAAGCAGCGGGGGAAGGUCAUGCGCAGCAAGACUACCUAGACGCAUCAUACCACUGUUUCUGUGGAGAAAAUGCCCUCAUCAUAACCCGGCAAGCUACCCGUAAGACGUAUAGAUAUCAGCUUUAUCUUCUUCACAGAGUGUAUCCCCUGGGCCCUAAGCCAUGCACUCCACCCUCG